Messenger RNA from Purpureocillium lilacinum, 891 nucleotides. RefSeq lists its product as uncharacterized. NCBI's taxonomy places the organism in Eukaryota, Fungi, Ascomycota, Sordariomycetes, Hypocreales, Ophiocordycipitaceae. The record is from RefSeq and is a predicted model, not a curated record.
AUGUCUUCGCAAGCGAAUGAGCCGGCGCAACUGGCAGCCUCGCUGUUCAGUGUCAAUGGGAUCGUUGCACUCGUAACUGGAGGGGGGUCUGGUAUUGGCCUGAUGAUAGCCAAAGCAUUAGCGAGCAACGGGGCCGCCAAGGUCUACAUUGCAGGGAGGCGCUUGGAUACACUACGACAAGCUGCUACCAGCAUCGGACCAAAUGCGGCCGUCAUACAGUGCGAUGUCACGUCCAAGGACAGCCUGAAGGCGGCAGUCGAGCACGUCGAGAAUGAUGCUGGAUAUCUGAACUUGCUGGUCUGCAACUCCGGCAUCUCUGGCCCACAGGUGACAAAAAUAACGGCGGACAUGUCGCUGGAGCAAUUUGCCGACGAGAACUUCAACAUUGACGCCUCCGAGUUCACGCAGACAUUUGCUGUCAACACGACGGCUGUCUGGUACACGGCGAUGGCUUUCCUGAAGUUGUUGAACAAGGGCAAUGAGAAGAAAAACUUGCACCAGUCGUCGCAGAUUGUCGUAGUCAGUUCCAUUGCUGGUUUUAACAAGAAGCAGACAGGAGGGUACGCCUAUGGUCAGUCCAAGGCAGCGGCCACUCACGCCACCAAAAUGCUGUCGGUCGCGCUGUCGCAGUGGCAUAUCAGGGCCAACUGCAUCGCGCCUGGAAUAUUCCCGAGCGAAAUGACGGACACCGUUAUCAAACCGUUCAAGGACGGAUCCACAGGCCAAUACAUUGAUGUGCCUGAGAGCGUGGUGCCACUCGGCAGGCUGGGUGCUACAACGGACAUGGCUGGAACUGUGCUGUACCUUGCGUCCGUAGCAGGGGCCUACUGCAACGGAGUCGCUGUCGUGUUGGACGGCGGUCGACUGGGAACAUUCCCUUCCGUCAACUGA